AUGGGCAGAAGGGCUAGACGGCCUAAGAGAGAAGGCUCAGGCUACCCCAAGGUUCCCAGCGAAGCAGGAAAGAAACUGAUGGAGUCUGGUACUUUCGGCACCACCGAGCGACCACGAGGAACCUAUGGUCGCAAGAGGAAGCUCGCAUACCGGAACAUGAUGCGCGAGCUCGGAGUAGGCGGCUACGGUGCCCAGAAGAGUGCCAACAAGCUCAUAUCCCAGACCAUGAUACCCUCAACUCAGGCCGACAGUAUCAUCAACUACAACCAUCGCUGUUACUCUGGUCAGUUCUCAGACGAUGGCAACUUCUUUUUCUCGUGUGCGCAGGACUUCAAAGUUCGUAUGUACGAUACCUCGAAUCCGUACAGAUGGAAGUACUAUAAGACGGCGCACUAUUAUGGCGGUCAAUGGACUAUUACCGACGCAACUUUGAGUCCGGACAAUAGGUUCCUUGCGUACAGCUCUAUCAGAAGCGCUGUGUGUCUUUCGCCCACAGAUCCCGACAACACUAUGGACCCCACGAUACUCGACUUUGCCGACAUGGGACAAGCUACGAGUCGAAGAACUGGACGUGGUUGGGGCCAUUUUGGUAUCUGGUCUCUCCGCUACUCUGGUGAUGGACGCGAGAUUGUUGCCGGUACUUCAGAUUCAAGUGUCUAUGUAUACGACAUUGAGACACGGCAAUCGAUACUCCGAAUUCAUGGUCACAGGGACGACGUCAACGCUGUCUGUUACGGAGACAAAACUUCGCCACAUAUUCUGUACUCGGGAUCAGAUGAUACGACGUUAAAAGUCUGGGAUAGACGUUCGAUGGGUGAUGGCCGUGAAGCCGGUGCCUUUGUUGGUCACACAGAGGGUAUCACAUAUAUUGACAGUAAGGGUGAUGGCAGAUAUGUGCUCAGCAACGCCAAGGAUCAGACGAUGAAGUUGUGGGAUCUGCGUAUGAUGAUGUCGACGGAGAGGUUCGACAAAAUCGACCCAGAAGAGCACACGACAGGUUUCGACUAUCGGUUCGCACCUUACGACGAAGAAGAAUAUGAAGCUCACCCCCACGACUGCAGUCUGGUCACCUUCCGAGGGCACAAGGUGCUUAAGACGCUCAUCAGAUGUCACUUCUCACCACCAGGCAGCACAGAUGGUCGGUAUGUCUACAGUGGAAGUCAUGACGGCUCGGUCUAUAUCUGGAACAUGGACGCCACGAUAGCAGGCAAGAUCGACGUGCUGGAAGCAACCAGAAACUCACGACCCGAACGAGACGAGCGAUAUGUUGAUCGCUGGGAGCAUGGUGGUGGACGCAGCCAGUGGAGUACCAUUGUCCGCGACGCUAGUUGGCAUCCCACUGCACCGGUCGUUGCUGGUAAGUCAGGUAUCUUUACAACUCUUGAUCCAUUUACUGACAUUACAUAUANNGCAACCUCAUGGAAUGGAUGGGAUCACGGCCUAGGAACAUGCACAGUACAUACCUGGAACGACGGCAAUGAUUCGGACGAGGGAGAACCCAAGAUGGGAGCACGACUGAACCCACAGCUCGAGCAAGACAGCCGAUACUACGAGGGCGUCGCUGCUACAGCUGGCCGAACCACAUCCUCACGACGAUCGAGAUUUGUUACGCGGGCACAAUUGGCUCGAGACGACGAAGAGGAAGAGUAG
Aureobasidium uvarum is the source of this 1650-nucleotide messenger RNA. NCBI's taxonomy places the organism in Eukaryota, Fungi, Ascomycota, Dothideomycetes, Dothideales, Saccotheciaceae. The record is from the annotation of a GenBank genome assembly.